AUGUUUCGUACCGAAACGUCAACACAAGAUAAGCCAGUCACUGUAAAUGCCGAAGUCGAUGUUACACAAAACUCUUUAUCGAUCUACUCAACUUUGAAAGCGAUAUCCUCUGGUUUGAAAGUCCCCAUAGGUCUUCUCUUCAGGCAAGGAUUUUCUGUCCACGCUGCUGCCAAUAUUCAAGUCCAAUCGGCACGGAAAAUUACUAAACCGUUGGGGGCUGGACACGUGAUUCACGUGGUUCACAUAUCUUUCGGGAUACUUGCUUUCAAUUUAACAGCACAGGAAAACUUAUCACCCUUUUUUCAGAAUCCCACCUACCCGUCAAAAGUGUUUGGUCUCGUUCACUUGGAAGAGGAUAGUUUCAUAACAGUUAGAGCUAAAUCAAACCAAAUGGUCAUCGGAAAAAAUUCUUAUACAAUUGUUAAAAUGUUCUAA
Messenger RNA from Helobdella robusta, 435 nucleotides. RefSeq lists its product as hypothetical. The record is from RefSeq and is a predicted model, not a curated record. NCBI's taxonomy places the organism in Eukaryota, Metazoa, Annelida, Clitellata, Rhynchobdellida, Glossiphoniidae. The coding region runs from base 1 to 435 and encodes 144 amino acids. The transcript has 5 exons.